This is a messenger RNA of Chlamydomonas reinhardtii, 1782 nucleotides long. RefSeq lists its product as uncharacterized. The record is from RefSeq and is a predicted model, not a curated record. The transcript has 3 exons. The coding region runs from base 419 to 1423 and encodes 334 amino acids. Lineage: Eukaryota; Viridiplantae; Chlorophyta; Chlorophyceae; Chlamydomonadales; Chlamydomonadaceae.
CGUACUGCUUGCUGGCCGCUCUACCUCCGACGUAUUGCGCUAGCUGCCGCCUACUCAGUACGCCACGAAUCACCACAGAAAUUACCACGCAACCACCAAGGCACGCAGAACGCAGAACCUGGCAGUCCUCACAACCAUGCACGCACAGCGUCCACCAAAGCCGCGCAAGCGCAAGAAGUCACAGUUGUCGACAUCUCCGAAAGGAAGGCGUGCCCUUGCAUCUUGAGCAGGCAUCAUCACGGCCGGGUGAUGUCAUCGUGGCUGCAGUAAAGUUGAAAAGACGCGGCGCAGUCAGAGCGAAGGUCCAGGACCACAUGGAAGCUGGGAUGUUGCCGACCGACCGCCCCACAGCGCCCCACAGCGCGCGUAGUGCAGCACCCAGACCCUUCCAACAAGAAAGGGCCUAAUUUACGGGGGCAUGCUCAGGUGGGUUUAUUUUGUGGGCCUGGCCGGUAACCUCCUGGCCGGCGAGCACUACCUCACCGGCGCGGAGCAGGCGUACAACCUCGACACGUUCAGCUUCGCCUACCAGAAGCAGACCGGCCUCAUGCUCUACCACCCGCCGACCGCACUGGCACUGAAGCCCACGCGUAGGAUGGGCUCGCCGGGCUUCCAAGCCCGCCACACCGGACGCCCGGGCCGCACACUGCUGACCCUGCCCACUGCCGAAGAUGCCAGAGGCGCUGCUGACGGCGCCGCUGGCGGCGCCGCUAACGGCGCCGCUGGCGGCGGCGCCGCCGCCGCCGGCGGCGUCACCACGGGCAUUGUCCCACCCGUGGGCACCACGCAGCGAUCGCUCUCGCUCGCGCUCCAGCAGGCGUCAGCAUCGGGAAUCAGCAACCUGGUCGACGCCAUGGAGCACACCACAACCGGCAUGCGCCGCCACCUGGGGCAGGCCUCGCUGGCCAUCGAGCAGAUGUCGAGCACCAUGGUCAACCGUGACGCCGCGGGAUUCCAGCGUGCAGCUGCCAACGCCACGGACGCGCUCGACCAGGUGAACACCGCCCGCCACGGGAUCACCGCCAACUACUACCAGGUGGUGGCGGGUGAGACGGCGGCCACACAAGCCCACCGCACCCGCGCGACCGAGCUGGUGGACAUAGCGAACGACCUUGUGAUCUCCGCCGACGCCCUGCAGCUGACCUACGACGCCGCCAUCAGGCAGGCCAACAACAUCGCGGAGACGGAGCGGCAGAACCGCCUUAACCGCAUGCAGUCGGAGCUGGCAGACCUGCAGCGGACGCAGGAGCAACAGCGCGCACAGCAGCGGGCACAGCGCGCACUCGAGCAGCAGGAGCACGAGCAGCGGGAGCUCGCACAGCAACAGGAGCAGGGCGGACGCGAGCAGCAGGAACGCGUGCAGCCCGCCGUGGAUGAGGAGAUGGCCGCCACCACGGACGAGGAGAUGGCCGCACCCGCCUAGACACAUAGCAACAUGCCUGCAAACACUGACUGAAGCCACGUGGGCAGACAAUCGAGAAGCCAGGACCACAACGACGUAUAAGUCUCUAGGAAUGCAAGAGAAGAAAUGGGUAGCCGCGCAUGAGGCACGGGAACUAGCACAUGCAAUAGGGUUGGAGACGCGGAUAGGCAUUAGCGACGAAAUUGGAUGGACGCUACAUAGCGGUCAACUAACAACUAGCUGGCAUCACGACGGGUGCAACAUGACGGAUGGAGUGAGACAUGACGGAUGGAGUGAGACGAGACACGUGAGAGCAGCUGCGUUACUGACGUGCCGGCCCCUGGGCCUCGUAACCGUGUGUCUUGUAAUAACGAUCAUCC